AUGCUCGAUUAUGAGAGCCUAGGUCAUAUGACUCUCGCAGAAGGUCCCGGUCAAUACUUCAUUCCCCAUCAUGCGAUUCAGAAGUCCGAAGGGGACAGUGUCAAAUUGAGAGUGGUGUUUGACGCGUCGGCAAAGUGCCAUUCGGGUGUCUCUCUCAACCAAUGUUUGUUGGUCGGGCCAAAACUGCAGCAAGACAUCGUUGAUGUUUUGAUUGGAUUCCGCGUACACAAAGUGGCCUUCACCACGGAUAUAUGCAAGAUAAAUCGCCAGAUUGAGGUGCUGCCUCAAUACCGGGGCUACCAAUACAUCCUGUGGAGGGAAUAUCCACAAGCUUCGCUAAAAGAGUAUACACUUAAUACAGUCACGUAUGGAGUAAAUAAGUCGUUGGAAGCUGCUAAAACGCUUCAGUUGAAUCUAAUCAACACUCUCGCCAGAUCCGGUUUGGAGUUGAAGAAGUGGGCCAGCAAUACGCCAGAAUUGCUGGAACACCUACGUCCUGAAGAUUGCUCCAGAAAUCCGCUAGCAUUUGAGCAAAAUGAUGCUACGCACGUCGUAUUGGGAAUGCGGUGGAGUCACGAUCAAGAUUAUUUCUCCUUCGGUAUCAACAGUUUCAAGAUGAAUCCUACCAAACGUGGAGUGUUGUCGAUGAUUGCCAGAAUCUUUGAUCCUUUAGGUCUGUUGGCACCGGCAACGUUCUAUGCCAAGUCGAUCAUGCAACGGGUGUGGGUCGCACAGAUUAGUUGGGACGAUCAACUGCCAUCAGAUAUAGCUGAAGAUUGGUGUGACUUCUAUCAUUCUUUAGGUUAG
Messenger RNA from Metopolophium dirhodum (rose-grain aphid), 807 nucleotides. RefSeq lists its product as uncharacterized. The record is from RefSeq and is a predicted model, not a curated record. The transcript has 2 exons. Lineage: Eukaryota; Metazoa; Arthropoda; Insecta; Hemiptera; Aphididae. The coding region runs from base 1 to 807 and encodes 268 amino acids.